CAUAACAUUUUCCUUACAAAGAUCUUGUCCUAUUUGAGAGAGGAAAUCAAGAAAUGGAUGGGAAAUAUGUACGCGGAUUCGAUGUUAUGAUGGAAGAAGAACAAAGAAAUCAAGAGCUGAAGGAUGUUGAGACGAGGAUGAAAGAGUUUAUUGGAGAAAAGACGCUUGCCCAACUAAAGUUGAGGGAAUUGAUUGCGUUGGAGAAAAAGCUUGAGACUCUACAGCCUAAUAGGAUCGUGGGAAGGCCCCAAGAUGUUAGGAUUCUGAAAAAUUAUAUAAACUAUAGGCUUGGAGAAAUGGAGACUAAGAUUUACAACCCUAAAGACGAAUUUGAUGUUGUAAUGGAAGCAAAAGAAGCUGGGCAUAUUAAGGGUUUAAAGAUGAGGUUGAAAGUGUUCAUUGAUGAAGAGGAGUCUGAAAAUAUAAGCGAUGAGAGAUUGAUCGAGUUCCGUAUAAAGCUUGAAGCUCUUCAGCCUAAGGAGAAGGUAGAUGUUCGUUUGAAAGUCAUGAAAGACGAAGUGAGAGACAUAAUCUUGAUGAAAGAAAUUGUGAAGAUACUGAUCGGGAAGAGGCCGGAUCGUCGUUCCGGUUCCAGUAGUAGACCAAAGUUCAUCAAUAAUUACUGUGUUUAGAAAUUGGUAUCAUACAAAUUCAUAUAUAUAUAAUCAUGGAUAUCAUAUACGAUCACCUAAUUAUCUCCUGUUUCUCCCUUCAAACUAUUUAUAUAGAAUAAUUUGGGAUGUUUUA
Capsella rubella is the source of this 747-nucleotide messenger RNA. RefSeq lists its product as uncharacterized. Bases 54 to 632 code for a protein of 192 amino acids. NCBI's taxonomy places the organism in Eukaryota, Viridiplantae, Streptophyta, Magnoliopsida, Brassicales, Brassicaceae. The record is from RefSeq and is a predicted model, not a curated record. The transcript has 4 exons.